This is a messenger RNA of Bacidia gigantensis, 3969 nucleotides long. RefSeq lists its product as uncharacterized. Bases 1 to 3969 code for a protein of 1322 amino acids. Gene Ontology annotation, molecular function: hexosyltransferase activity; UDP-glycosyltransferase activity. Gene Ontology annotation, biological process: carbohydrate metabolic process. Lineage: Eukaryota; Fungi; Ascomycota; Lecanoromycetes; Lecanorales; Ramalinaceae. The record is from RefSeq and is a predicted model, not a curated record. The transcript is spliced from 4 exons.
AUGUCCUCAGAGCACGAUGCCGUCAGAAGGGAUCCGCGGAAGCUGUCAAGGAGGAGACAGCCUAUCCGGCAGCCGUCGUUGAAGUAUCCUGAGAGGCUGACAGAGGGAGAAGAUGUACAAGAUGAUGUGACUGCUACGAAUGGUCAGCCAGCGCAAUAUAUGAAUCAGUCUGUAUUUUCAAUGAUUGCAGCUGCUGGCUCGAAAGUUGAUUUCCAUGCUCGCUUUGAUGAAGCAAGCAGUGAGAGCGAAGAGGACCCUGUAAUUGAUACAGCAACACUGCAACUCGCUUCUUCCAUGCCCACUAAGCAUCCUGUCGAAGCACAAAACACGGCACUGGAAGAAACCGUUGUAGCCGCAAAAGCCACCACAAAGCAUCCGAGACUUGGGGAAAAAGGAGGGUUUCGCACACUUCCAAAGCUCAAUUUGAGGACUGUCAACGAGAAAACCUAUAUGUCGCAAAGUAUUAUUCUACCGUCCCCAAAAGAUUCACCAAGGAGCCCAAAGGGACUCACCCCUAGAGAUGCCCCGGUCAUGAGCAAGAUGCUAGAAGCUCAAGCCGAUUCGAGCCUCUCCACCAUGCUUUCAAAGGAGCAGAAAGAAGAAGCUAUGAGGAUGCAUCAAGAAGGUGCAAGAAAACCUCCCAGUGCAUUGGUCCUACGUUUGAAGGAGAUUUUCGGGUUUGAAGAAGCCGAAGAGGUCAUCGCUGAGUAUCCAUGCUGGCUUCUACAAAGCGUUCUCCUUCAGGGCUAUAUGUACAUCACCUCGAAACAUAUCUGCUUCUACGCCUAUCUGCCAAAGAAAUCCGAUCUCGUCUCGAAAUCAGGAUAUCUUUCGAAAAGAGGCCGACAGAAUCCUACCUACAAGCGAUCUUGGUUCACUUUACAAGGCGAUGUGCUAUCUUACUAUGCGGGACAAUCAGAGCGAUACUUUCCGAGCGGGAAUAUAGAUCUACGAUACGGCAUCUCCGCUUCGCUAUCUCACGCGAAAGACAAUAGCAAAGAAGUAAAAGACUUUUCUAUAAUUACACAUAAACGAACGUUCCACUUCAAAGCCGACAGUGCAGCAAGUGCUAAAGAAUGGGUGAAGACUUUGCAAAAGGUCAUCUUCAGAUCUCACAAUGAUGGCGACAGUAUCAAGAUAUCUCUACCUAUCGAAAACGUAAUCGAUAUUGAGGAAAACCCCGUAAUUGACUUUGCGGACACCUUCAAGAUUCGUGUAGUAGAUAGCGAGGAGACAUACGCAAUAGACGAAUACUUUUUUUCAUUCUUCAGCUUCGGCAAGGAUGCUCUCGAUGUUUUAGGUUCUCUCAUUGAUGGUACGACCGCGCAACACCUACCGUCGGAUCUUCUCACGAAUUUACCCAUGAACGACGGCGCUCCAUCACGCGAGGCCUCGCAAUCUCCAAUACCUAGACAAAGACGUGGAUAUCGGGUUGCAAGCCCAAUGUCGCCAAGGACACCCGUGCUGCACGAUCAAGUACGAGCUACUCUAAUGCCAAGUUCUCCAGUACCUAGUAGCCAGGCAAGCCCCCGUCCUAGUCGAGAAUUCAUGCGGAAAAGUAGCGAUACAAGUCGUAAGAGCUUAGAGCUCGGCCGGAGGAGUCUCGAAGUGUCCAAAAGAGAUUUCAGUCGUUCAAGUUUCGAUAGAGGUAGGAGAACGGCGAGCUCUAGCCGCACAAGAGAUAUUUCCAGUUGUGACCGUCGGAAAUCGCCAUCUACAGCACCUCAGGCUUCAAUGGAUUCGUUCGUGCAAUCUCUUGAUCUGACAACCGGAUCGUCUGCGCCAGACGUUGAAAGCAACAACACGCAAGCUUCUCAAGCUUCCGGGAGUCAGAUAUUACAACGAAGUGACGUCUUUCAGUCCCCAGCUGUUCGCCGUUUACAGCAAGCCAAAUCGCUCAGCCGAAAUGGAAGCCCUGCAAGAUCUCCUGAGUCUGUUGGUACCAAUUCCCCACCUAGCAAUAUACAGGUUCAACCACCAACAAGAAAUCAGACAGAGCAAAGUCUAGUUCUCAAGUCUCAGAUUGGAGACAGGACUAGAACCUCGUCAUCACAGGCACAGUCACCGACACUCCAACAACUUGUCAGAGCCGGUGGCUAUCCGCUACAAAAAGCCGCUGGAUUCACUAAUUAUCUUCGAACACGCUCCAAAAGAAUGAGUAAUAUUCUUGCUACAGAGUCGAUGGGAUACGUAGAGAAGGUGUCCGAUAUGUGGGCUGGGGGUCGAAAACAUUACGGUCAGGAGGAAGGCCUAAUGGCGGAGGGCAUAGAUAACGCAGCCGAGGAAGGGGUGGAGGCAGGCUAUGGUGAUCGAUUCAGGGCACACUUUGCUCUGUCGCCGUCGGAAAAAUUGCGAGCCACAUACUAUGGGUACUUACAUCGAGUGCUUCCUCUGUACGGCAAGAUUUAUAUCAGCAACAAGAGCUUCUGUUUUCGAAGUUUGUUGCCCGGCACGAAGACAAAAAUGCUCCUGCCAUUGAAAGACAUUGAAAAUGUGGACAAGGAGAAAGGCUUCAGAUUUGGCUACUACGGGCUUGUCGUUGUUGUCAGGGGUCACGAAGAGCUGUUUUUUGAGUUCAACGAGCAUGAUACUCGGGAUGAUUGUGUUAUUACCUUGCUUGGAAACCUUGAGUCCAAGAGAUAUGAAGGAGAGUCGAAGUUCGUCAUCAGUGAGGACAAUGAAGUCGCGGAAAUUGCAAAAGCUGAACACAAAGCACUACAAGAGGCACGGCAAGAUGGUUUCAAUGAACACGAGAUAAAGAUGCCAACUUCUGCAGAAAGAUCCUCUCAGCCAGCAGAAGCUCCACCUAUACUCUUCGAUGAUCCCCGAGCCUCUAUCCUGAACUUCAAACCCACUGAAUCGCUUCGGAUCACCUGCCUUACGAUCGGAUCUCGUGGUGACGUGCAGCCAUAUAUUGCCUUAUGCAAAGGCCUGAAGACUGAAGGCCACAGGCCCAAGAUUGCCACUCAUGCUGAGUUCGAGCCCUGGAUCAGGAAGCACGACAUCGAUUUUGCUCCCGUUGAUGGUGAUCCAGCAGAAUUGAUGCGAAUUUGUGUGGAGAACGGCAUGUUUACCUACUCUUUUCUUAGAGAGGCUUCAGUCAAGUUUCGCAGCUGGAUUGAUGAGCUCCUCAGCUCUGCUUGGAAAGCAUGUCAAGAUACUGACAUCCUGAUUGAAAGCCCAAGCGCAAUGGCAGGCAUACACAUAGCUGAAGCCUUGGGUGUACCUUACUUUCGUGCCUUCACGAUGCCUUGGACCCGCACACGUGCUUACCCCCAUGCGUUCGCAGUACCCGAACGAAAAAUGGGGGGUGCUUACAAUUACAUCACAUAUGUCAUGUUCGACAAUGUGUUCUGGAAAGCGAUUGCUGGGCAGGUAAACCGUUGGCGCAAGAAAGAGCUUGGCCUCCGAAGCACUACCAUUGACAAAAUGCAGCCAAACAAAGUUCCAUUUCUUUACAACUUCAGUCCUUCUGUUGUGGUCCCUCCCCUUGACUACAGCGAUUGGAUCCGUGUGACAGGCUACUGGUUCCUCAACGAGGCUACAGAUUGGACGCCGCCUGAAGAGCUUGCGGCUUUCAUCAGGAAGGCCCGUCAAGAUGAGAAAAGGAUUGUGUACAUUGGUUUUGGUUCUAUUGUGGUCUCGGACCCUGCUGCUCUGACCAAAACAGUGGUUGAUUCAGUGCUGAAAGCGGACGUCCGGGCAAUUCUGUCCAAAGGGUGGUCCGACAGGCUUGGGAACCAGGAUGUUGGCAGAACAGAGAUUAGUCUUCCACCAGAGAUCUUGCAAAUCAAAUCUGCACCUCAUGACUGGCUCUUCGGCCAGAUUGAUGCGGCUGCCCAUCAUGGCGGUGCAGGAACCACAGGCGCAAGCCUUCGUGCUGGAUUACCAACCAUAGUCAAGCCGUUUUUUGGCGAUCAAUUUUUUUUGGCUCGCGUGUCGAAGAUCUUGGGGUCGGCGCAUGCUUGA